Molecule: messenger RNA, 1078 nt
Organism: Rana temporaria (common frog)
Lineage: Eukaryota; Metazoa; Chordata; Amphibia; Anura; Ranidae
Product: olfactory receptor 6K3-like
Exons: 1
Coding region: 1-963 (320 amino acids)
Biological process (GO): G protein-coupled receptor signaling pathway
Cellular component (GO): membrane
Molecular function (GO): olfactory receptor activity
Source: RefSeq, a predicted model, not a curated record
AUGGCCGCUGCAUCCAACACCAGCACCAGCUUCGUCCUCCUGGGGCUGAUGGAGCUGGAGAAGCAAAAAUACCUCUAUUUCUCCCUUUCUGCGAUGGUCUACUCGUAUAUUUUGACACUGAGUAGUGUGAUCAUAUAUGCCAUUUUGAAGGAGAGAAGCCUCCAUGAACCCAUGUACAUCCUCAUCGCCACUUUGCUCUUCAAUGGGAUCUUCGGCAGCUCCUCAUUUUUCCCCAAAUUCAUGAUGGACUUGAUCACCUCCUCAAAGAAGAUCUCCCGCACUGAGUGUCUUAUUCAAAAUCUCUGCAUUUCUACUUUUGCCGUUUUCGAAAUGAACACUUUUACCAUCAUGGCCUACGACCGUUACUUGGCCGUAUGCCAACCUCUGCGGUACAUCGUGUUAUUGACCAACGAGAAGGUCGUGAAGAUAAUCUCUGGGUGUUGGGGCGUAACCUUCAUCAUCCUCCUCUUGCUCCUUUUUCUGACAGCAGCACUUCCUUUAUGUGGGGAUAAAAUAAUAAAUAUUAUUUGUGAUAAUAUUUCCCUCGUUGUGCUGGCCUGCGUGGAUUCGACCAAUAGCAGUGCACUUUCAGCCACCGUUUUCGCCAUCUACUUUGUCACCACUAUUUUGGUCACUGCUUUUUCCUAUUUCAGGAUAUUCUUUGUCUGCGUGAACCUCUCGAAGGAGUCGCGUCAGAAGGCUGUCCACACUGUUGUGACCCAUUUGCUCAACUUUUCCGUAUUCUUGAUUGGAGUUUUAUUUACUGUGCUGAAGUACAGACUGGGGAAUGUUACUCUCCCCCUAACUGCUCAGGUGCUCCUCUCUGUCACCCCUUUGGUGUUCCCACCACUCUUCAAUCCUCUGAUCUAUGGAGUACGGACCCAUGCCCUAAAAAUAAAACUCAGACAUUAUUUGUGGAAUGUCAUUUUGGGAGGAAAGUGGACACAAAUUCAUACACAUUAACCACGUCCUUACUUGGCACUUAACCGCUUGCCGAUCGCCCACCGUAGUUUUACAGCGGCAGGUCGGCUCGGCUGCGCGAAAUCGCGUAAUAUUAUGUGAUUACGCAUUUCAGCCA